AUGAACUAUGAAAGAUCCGAUAACAAGAAGGGACUUUUAGAAAGUAAUCGAAAUGUAAGAAGCUCUUAUGUGAAUAAAACAUACUUUUCUUCACCAAAGUAUGAUACUGACAAAGUGAAAACAUCUGUCAAUUCUAGUUCAGUUGGACGACAUACAAACAGAGCAUCAGAAUUAAGGAUUCAAGCUUUCAAAAGAAAUAACACACCUAGACACCAGUCAGAUAUUGCAACGAACAAACAGUAUCCCAGGAGAAUUCCUUCUACAAGCUUACGAACUAGUUCCAAAUUAUACAGAAGUUCCUCAAUGGAUACUGGUAAAGAAACCACCUUUAAUCAGCCUGUAAGAAAUCAGAUUAAUCCAAAUAUGAAAGAAGGAGAUAAGAGUAAAAUUCCUAUUCAAAAUAUACUUGAUAUAGGCGCAUAUGCAAGGUCGGCAAGUCAAAUGAAAAUUCCAUGUGAUAUUCCUUUGAUAAAAUCUUUAAAAACCGGUGAUCAUGUUGAUGUGUUUAGUAGUGAAUUAAAAAAUCAGCCUAUUGAAAGAAGUGAUCCACAAUUUGAAGGAUAUGAAUUUAAUGGAUGUAUAGUUUCAGGAAAAGGUGAAUAUAUAGCCAGUCCAGUUCAACCAGAUAUGAGAAACAAAACUACUUCAUUGCCAAACCACCAUCGUAAUCAACAACAAAAUCAUCCAUCGUAUUCUAAUACAAAUUUACGUAGUCAAGCAACACCACUAGUAAAAGAUGAAUGUCAGUGUAGUAAGUUAUCUAGACAAGGUAGUUUUAAAAUUAGUCACCUGCAUAAAGAAGUACAAACGUAUUCUUUAUCAGAAUGGCGACAAGCUAGUGAUAUCAAUAGUUGUACAACACUAGAUACUAAUUUCUUCAAACACACUACUGGUGAGUAUACAAAAGUUAGAAAAAGUAUGCAUGAUAAGUGUGUUAGUACUCAGGAAGAGAAAAAGUAUUCUCCAUCGAGUAUUUUUCAGAAAAUAAAGAAUGAUCUCAUCUCCUUUGAUAAAGAUGAAUGUAAUCUAUCAAAUAAAAGUAUUUCUUAUCAAUUUGAUGAAAUUUCCCCGAAAUCAAUUAACAAAAAGCAUAGUAUAAUAAGAAAACAAAAUAUGAAACAUGAAGGCGAUAUAAAUAAAUCGAAUUCAGAAGAGUCAAGUUCGUGUACUCCUGCAUAUCGUAAAAAAAUUCGUAAAUUUCUCAAAUGCCUUCAUAGGCAUCCCCCACCACCACCACCACCUGUGCAUAUAAAAUCGUAUGUUCUUAAUGAGACAAAAGAAGACUCAACUAAUCUUUACUCUCAUCAUGAUGCCAAUCAAACACAGACAAAUUCUGAAGAUAAAAUGAAUAACUCAAAGUGUUCUGGUGAAGUGAACUCUAUGGAUAAUAAAGAGAUAAGAAAGACUAAACAAUGUAAACAGACAUCAAUACGACAUAAAUUAAGAUGUCGUAGUAUAUUAGCACAUUAUGCAAUAACUUAUAAUCAUAUGUUAAGAAGACUUAAUCGACAAAUAACAGGAUUAUACAAUCAACAUGAUCAAGGUUUUCAUGAAGUACAAAAAGAAUUUUAUACAAUUCGUAAACGUUUAACUGAUAUUUCUGAUCAAGUGGAUAAUAUCUGUCAUUGUUUAACUGAUCAUAAAAUAGUAUUAGAUACAUUAACAAGAGUUGUAGAGUCUAAUAAAUCAAUUUAUAAUUGUAAUAAUCGUUUAGCCGAUAGUAAAUAUAACGAUUUAAAGAUUGAUAAUAACGAUAAUGAUAACACUGAUAAGCAUUCUCCGACUAUAACAAUUAUUAAUAAUGCUGACGGUGAAACUGACUGGAUUGAUUCAGAUACUGGAGACGAUCAUAUAGAGAUUUGUACAGGACAAAGUAUUGCUACAAGUUUUAAAUAUUUGCCAACAGUAAGUAAAGAUAUUGAAAAAGUUGUCAAUGAUACAAUGAAGCAUAAUAAAGGCAGUAAAACUAAUCUAUCAUCGGAAGAGUAUACAAUAAUCACAGAAAAUAAUUCAAAUAUAUCAAAUCAAUCGAAUAAUAUUUCAGAAAAUAAUAAAAAACAUCAUGAAGACAGUUCUGCUUCAGUGACAUCAAAUAAUAAUAAUGAUAAUACACAAAUUCUUGGUGUCAUAUCGUUAAACAAUACUAAAGCAGGUGAAUUUUCAAGUCAUGGAUACGAUUAUCAUGAUGAUAUUGAUAGUCAAACUGAAAUACUUAUCAAUAAAGAGAUCAUUUCUAGUCAUUCACCGACUUCAUCACCGCCUACACUUACUUAUAUGCAACAAAAUAAUACUGAUGAGAAUAUCAAUGGACAGAAAGCAUUGCAACGCUACUAUCGUCUAGCUUAUAUAAGUAGUCAAGAUGUACGCACUUCUUCAGAAUUACUGCAUACCUCACCAACAAUAAGUAAUAAUCUAAGCAUACAGGAUAAUAAAAUACAUGUUAAAAAAAAUAAUAAUCGAUUAAUAAACAGCAAUAAUAAAUCAUUGACUCAUAUGAAUAAAACUGCAAAACAUCACGUUUCUUCAUUUGAUAAGCCAGUAUGUCGAUAUAACAAUAAUUCUUUCAGUGUAUUACCCUGUUCAACUAAUUCACCAGGUAUACCGGUUGCGUGUAAACGAAAUCAAGCCUUAGACGUGUCUAAAUCAACAAUGAUCAAUCAACAGAAGAAUUCUGGACAAUAUUCACCACAGAAAAAUUGUAAAUUAUUGAAUAAACAAAGCCAAAAUAGUUUUAGAAAGAAUUCAACAAAUAGGCUAAAAGUAAAGUUAAACAAUAACAAUCAAACUGAUAUUCAUGAAUGUGAGUCGCAAAUUGUAAAUCCGAUGAAUAACAGGAAUACAACUACUGCAUGUAAAAGUGAUCUGCGUAAUCCUUGUAAAAACAAGUAACAAGUCAAAAAAAGUCUGCUGCUGAUGAUGAUAAUAAUAAUAAAAAUUCUAUAGUUGAAAUGUAUUCAAAAUCCCUGAGUGUACAUCAUUGAACGAUGAUCAUAUGUUCACUCCUUCUCGAAAGAGAAAAUGUCAUCCCCGUAAAACAUAUGACAAUGAUUAUAUUAAUACAAGCCAAUUAAACACAACCAGUGAAAGCAGGAAUAAUAUGUGUACUAAAGCAACUAAUGAUAGAUAAUCGUUUGUUAUGAGUAAGAGAUCAGUCAUAAGGUUGGGAAACCAAUACUCUCAGAGUAAACACCUAUGUAUUACACCUAUCAUAAUCAUGACUAUUAUAAUAACGUCAAGUACAAUUCAACUGAUUGCUUACAUAUAUGAUUCAUGUCAGUUCAAAUAAUAAUGUGGGUUAAAAAGAGCUUGAAUUCAAAGUCAUCAGUGUACAUUCUUCAAAUUUUUAAAAAUAUCUUUGUGCAUAAAAUUGAUUGUAUGAUGUAUGGCAUGAAAAUGAAAUUCAAAAGUCUCUAGAAGUCGAUAAAAGUUUAUUAGAAUCCAACUUUCAGAUAAAAUCUAAGUGGAAGAAUUCAGCAGCCGUCUAAUUAAGCUUCAUUCCAUAUAAAACUCAUAGACAAGGGGACUUAUUUGAUGAGUGUGUUACAAUAAUACCUUCAUAUCGUCAUCUUCAUACCUUGUGUAGUGAAAUAAUAAUCUAUGAUCAAUUAUGUCAAGUAAAUGGUAAAUGCCGGAAUAUAUAUUACGCGUCAAAUUUGAUAGGCAAACAUUAAUCUGUACACUGUUAACGAGAAGAAAGAUAUAAACUGAUUGUAAAUAUGAACUGUAGUUCCAAACAUUAGUUGUUUAUUAUUAACUCUAACGAUAGUAAACUGAAUUUCCUAAUUCAUGUUAACAGUUAACUCUCUAAAUAUAAACUAAAAACUGAUAACAUAAUGCAACUUCAUAUUGAAAAUUGAAAUUUGAACAAAUUUUAAUGACAGUGAAUAAUUUCACUUGUUUAACUAAUUUUAACUGUACAUUUUUGCAUAUGUAUAUCUAUCUGACUCAUAAACAAAAAUCGAAUUUUUUGAGUCGUUAAUUGUUCAUUUCAAAAAAAAGCAUCGAA
Molecule: messenger RNA, 4006 nt
Organism: Trichobilharzia regenti
Lineage: Eukaryota; Metazoa; Platyhelminthes; Trematoda; Strigeidida; Schistosomatidae
Source: the annotation of a GenBank genome assembly